AUGGCCUCCUUCGUGCCGCGAAGGGUCUUCCCCACCCUCGACUCCCUCCCUCGCUCUUACUUUCUAGGCCAUCACCGCGCAGGUCUAAAUAAGAUGAAGACGAUGCUCACGUACAUAGACCUGGUCAUUGAAUGCCGAGACUAUCGAGUACCGCUCACAUCUCGCAACCCGCUCUUCGAGGAAAAUCUAGCUGGAAGGGAAAGAUUGAUUGUCUACACAAAGAAGGAUCUGGGCAGUGAAGGCAGGCAGCAGGACAAAAGUAGAGAACGGCUGAUUCAAGAAUGGCAACAGCCCAGCUCAGUACUUUUCUCUGACCACAAGGAUAAAAGCUCUAUCCGAAAAGUUCUCAACUUCGCUCGCGACCACGCUGCAGCCAAAGAUUCCCUGAUGGGCUCCAGGAUGAUGGUUGUCGGAAUGCCCAAUGUGGGCAAGUCAUCUCUUCUGAAUGCUCUACGGCAGGUCGGUGUCCACAAGGGGAAGGCGGCACACACUGGCGCUCAACCUGGAGUGACUCGAAAGAUUGGAACGACGGUAAAGAUUAUCGAGGGCGAUGAGAACAAUGAGGGCGUCUACUUGAUGGAUACGCCCGGUGUCUUUGUCCCGUACGUGCCGAAUGCAGAAGUCCAUGCUCAAACUUGCCCUGUGUGGAAGCGUCAAGGACACCAUCAUUCCUCCGACGACUUUAGCAGACUACCUACUCUAUCAGAUGAACAUCUAUGA
Messenger RNA from Letharia columbiana, 720 nucleotides. RefSeq lists its product as uncharacterized. NCBI's taxonomy places the organism in Eukaryota, Fungi, Ascomycota, Lecanoromycetes, Lecanorales, Parmeliaceae. Gene Ontology annotation, molecular function: GTPase activity; GTP binding. Gene Ontology annotation, cellular component: mitochondrion. The record is from RefSeq and is a predicted model, not a curated record. The coding region runs from base 1 to 720 and encodes 239 amino acids. The transcript has 2 exons.